AUGCCAGACGGGGCCGAUCCCCCGAUACGGCGGGGCGGAUGGCCGUGGGGCCGUCGGAAUCUGAUGCUGCUCUUUUUCCUCGGCGCCCUCGUUGUCACCGUUGUCAUCGCUGUCGUGCUCGUUGUCACACUGGUUGAUCACAGUCGACCCACAACACCAGCGCCCGCGACAUCUACUCUAGUCUUUGCCAUUCCGAUUUAUAACGACACUGCGAAUCCGGCGAGGCGCGAUGCCAUUUUAGCCGAUGACAGCUGCUUCAUGUGCAUGGAGAUGCUCUCGACGGCCAAUUGGUCCCUUUCCAACAUGGCCGGCAUGAACACCGUCAAAUUCCUAAUAUACAACGACCAGAAAACCGAAUGGUCGCCGGUCAUGAACAACGCGGAUGCGAUGACAUGGUUGAAUACUGGGGAUGGAAUGGCGAAGUGCAUGAUGGGGCUGGGCAACACGAAGGUUAAUGAGACAAGGGGAGCCGUCUUCAAAUUCGCCUACGUCGACGACUACUACGACGACGACGACUACUACUACUACUACUACUACUACGACUACUACGACGACAAGUCCAGCGGAGACACCUUCAUCUCCGUCGGAGAGUACCCCAAGCACGACCACCACAACCACGACUGCCAGCACCACAUUGACACCAAGUACACCGACGCCUACCUCCACGAGCACAACUACUACCACUACCACUACCACUACCACGACAACUACUACGACUACCACGACUACUACCACGACUACUACGACUACCACAACUACCACAACGACCACGACACCUCCUACAAGCACGGUCACGUGCCCAUAGAGAUUGGUCACGUCGAGCGCGUCAGCCCUCUCGUUGCCGGGAUCAGCAACUCUGCCGCCGCCAGCUAUGGUGGAGACACUUCCGGGCCGUUGAACCUCACCUUUGGGGACCAGGACUCGUUGAAGACCCAGUUGGACAAGAUAUUUCCCUUCAAGCCGCUCGAUGGAACGGUUGCAAAUGCCCUCGACGAGAUGAAAGCCUAUCAGAUGGGGAAUAUCGUGACUGUUUUGUAUACCAACAGCUCUCAAAACAUCAUCAACGCCAUCGGGGCAAACCCAUUUAGCGACCGGACUAUUGGCAUUGGAUUGAAUGGUCAAAACAUGUCCGACAUCGCCGCCUAUAGCUUCAGCCCGGAUGGAGCGGACGAAAAUAAAGUUGCGGAGGCUAUUCAGUACAUUUGUAACCCAACUACAACUGUGCCGACCUCGCCGACGACCUCGAACACCGGCUCGACGGUGACGAGUACUCCUUCUACAGCAACGACGACAGUUCCGGGCCCGCCGUGCCAAGUCUUUUUCUAUCUGGACUUGUCGAAUUUUGCACAUGCUCAGCUCAUCCCGGAAAUCGGAAAAGUCAGAGAAUUGGCGGACAACAUUCCUGGUUCCACCUUCGCUGCUGCAGCGUAUGGCAGUGCUGGCCAAGAGCCCCUCACUUUAAAGUUCGGCGACCGAACCAACUUGGACAGCGAAUUGGAUAUAAUCUAUGCAUUGCCGCCUAUGGACGCGGAUGUUUCAAGUGCGAUCAGUGCAAUGAACAACUACGACUUGACAAACAUCGUCACGGUGUUGUAUAGCGGAAGCCCAGCAUCACAAAUCAAUGCAGCCGGUCCAAAUAGCUACCUUGGGCAAACGGUCGGAGUUGGAAUCUAUGGACAAGACCUAACCCCGCUGGCCAUCUACAGCUUCCCCUUUGACAGUGAUCAGCUACAGAUCUUCUUUUACCUUGACGUCUCGACUGUUGGGAAGCCACAGUUCGUUGUCGAGCUGGGCCAUGUGAAUAGAAUCGCAGAUGAAACGGCACGUGACGGCUUUGUGCCAAUCUUUGCCGGCGCAGGAUAUGGAUAUGACGGUCAAGAGCCCUUAAAUCUGACUUUCGGAAAUCGUGAUCUUCUCACGCAAGAGAUUAGCCCUCUAUAUGGGAAGACGCCCCUGGACGUCACGGUUGCCUCGGGGAUCAAUGCGUUGAAUAAUUAUGCACUGGGCAAUAUCGUUACAGUCCUCUAUACCAACAGCGCCCAGGGCGCAAUCGAUGCGUCCCCGCAAAAUAAUUACAAGACUCAGACGAUUGGAAUAGGCUUGGCUGUCGUCGCCGAGUGUAACGAGCACGUCUGCGUGCAGCACAUCGCCGACUUCUACAAGUACGACUACGACGACGACUACCACUACCACAACGACCACAACGACGACCACUACUACCACCACGACGACUACCACUACCACUACAACGACGACCACAGUAACUGGGUCGACUUCGGCUUUGUCGCUGAAUUGGGCCAUGUGAACCGAAUCGCUGAUGAAACCGCAAAUGACGGUUUUGUACCGGCAUAUGCCGGUGCAGGAUAUGGUUAUAUCGGCCAAGAACCGCUAAAUCUGACCUUCGGAAACCGCGAUCUCCUCACAGAUGAAUUGAGAUUGCUGUAUGGGACCGCCGCGGCUGAUGCCAAUGUGUCCUCGGGUAUAAAUGCUCUGAACAACUACCCACUUGGAAAUAUCGUUACGGUCCUCUAUACCAACAGCGACCAAGCGUCCAUCCACGCUUCUCCGUCCAAUAACUUCAAAAGCCAAACAAUUGGGAUCGGAUUGAGUGGACAAGACCUUACCCCACUCGCUGCCUAUUCUUUUGGUGCGGGUACUGAUCAGGAUGAUGCCAUCAAUGCAGCCCUUACUGCACUAUGUACCGGGAACACUCUUCCAACUGUCACCACGGUCUCGACACUGCCCACGUCUCAAGAACUUCCCUGUGAUCACAACCCCCUCGCCUGGUCCAUCACCAACCGGAACAAGUCCGAGCCCUGGUGCUUCGACUACCGGCCCGACCGUGCCAAGUUCUUUUGGAACUUCAACGCCGGUAAUCUCAACCGUCCCCACCCAGUCGAGCAGUCCGAUCCCGACUGGAUCAACUCC
This is a messenger RNA of Mesorhabditis spiculigera, 2928 nucleotides long. Lineage: Eukaryota; Metazoa; Nematoda; Chromadorea; Rhabditida; Rhabditidae. The record is from the annotation of a GenBank genome assembly.